CACCGUCCCAGACUUCACAGGAAAACUUCAGACUUCAUGUUUGUGUAGUUUUUAUUUAAAUUUUUUUCUUUUAAAAAUCUUUAUCAAACUUUUUUUUUUAUCCUUUAUUGUUUUGAGUGAUUUCUGAAUACACACGUGGGAUGUUAAAGGAUAUAUUAGUUUCUUUGGAUACAUGAAAAUUCUUUGGAUACUUGAAAAAAAAAAUCAUCAGUUCAAAUGUUUUGUAGGUGGUGAUUGGAUUUUUUUUCCCUUUCCUAGAAAUUUUAGUUGAAAUAUAAUAUUGUAAAUCUGUUUUUUUGGUGUAUAGGGUGUUUGAAUAAACAUGUGAUCCCUGGACUAAACAUUACUUUAUAGAGUAGACUUUGUUUAUAAGGAUUCUUCCACCUGCUUAUGGCAAGAUCCUUUUUCAAGUACAAGAAUAAAAUAUCAAGGGAAGGCACUCUGAAGUGAAAUAUUGAAGUAUUGCUUCGCUGAGAUAGUUGUGUCCCUUUCCAUCAAGUCCUUCCUAACUUGCAGACCGGAUCUGAGCCAGCAACAAGGAACGUCCAUAGAACGACCGUAGAAACGUCACAAGCGAUUCACUUAUCUCCGGCACUCACCAUUUGUUCUCGGGAAUCUCGGAGUGCGUUUACGUGCGUCGCUUCUCCUUCAUGUGCGGUUCAGAAAAGAGGAGAAGAAGAAAAAAGUGGGAGGGAUCUGAGCCCGACCCCCUCCGUUUCGUGUGUGUGGUGGCUCAGGUCUGAGAGUUUGGUGGUAAGGCGAUACGUAUUAUCGUAGUCAGCAACGCAAGUAUAUCGUUUGUCAUUGCCUGGAGCGGAGACACUACGGGGGGAUUUUGUUUGUUUGAGAGAGAGAGACCAGUAAAGAAACAAAAAGACAGUUGGACUAUUUAGAGUAGAGAGAAAGAAACAAAAGGGACUUCACUCUGUGUUUGUGUGGUUUACUCAAUAGGAAUACGCUGUGUCUUUAAAUCCAAGAUCCAACUAGCCAGUUCUUUAGUCCAGCAAGUAAAAUGAUCAACCUCAUACUACGAGAGUCACCCGCCCCUUGCUGAACAGAUGUGAAGCUUGUAUAACAUUUGGAUUACACUUGAACCAUUCCAGUUUUCAACUUCAUUCCUGAAUCAGAUUUACUUGACCAUUCCACUCAUAAGACCUCAGGCUAUCCUUGGAAUCGCUCUUCUGGAUCAGUGAAUGUUUUCAUAUCUCUAAAUUUAAAAUUUAACAUUCUGGGAUCAAUAUAGCGGAUAUUUCUUUGAUACGCUUGCCAGGAUCUAUUUUGUUAUCCAUUGUCAUCUGUGUAGACGUCCAAUAUAUUCUGUGGAUAUAAAUAGCUGUUAAGCUGGAUGCAUGGAUGCAAAGAUCAUUUAAUGGACAUUGUGUAAGCUAGGUCUCACGUUCUUUUUGAAGUGUCCCCAGCACCCCUGAAACUACCCGCCAUGGGGGGCACGUGCACUAACCUACUCGCCGCCCUUUUUGUGGCGACCCUGAUAGCCACCUUUGGAUCAACGACGGCGUCCAGAUCGAUAACCCCGGACCUCAGCGCAGUAACUAACGAUUCCUUUGAGUUCCGGUUUCCUGUGGUGCAGAGUCCACCAAAGAUCACCAUGGCACCCAAAGACGUGAAAACUAUUGACGAGAAUUACGUCAGUUUCUUCUGCAAGGCUUCCGGAAACCCAGCUCCCAUCAUCCACUGGGAGAAAGACGGCAAGAAGGUGGUCAAGAUCAAGCCCCGAUUAGACAUCUUCGAGGCGCCGCACAUCUCUUCCCUCAGGAUAAAGCCCAAGCUGUCCCUGCGUGACAACGCCACCUACACAUGCGUGGCGUCGAACCCUCACGGGGAGGCGAAAGCUGACGCCACGUUGAAGAUUUACCCGAAGUCUGAGAGCGGAGAGGAAACACCUCCUGGCUACCCGACCAUACUGACGCACCCUAAGCUCAAAUCUGUGGAGAAAGACCGACCCAUCCAGCUCGCCUGUGAGGUCAAAGGUGACCCCAAGCCAAAAGUGCUGUGGCUUAAGGAUAACCUGCCGUUGGAUACAACUGACGCUCGAGUAGAGGUCCUAGAGUCUGGUUACCUGACCAUCAUGCACAGCCAAGAGUCGGAUGAGGGCACCUACGAAUGUGCAGCCGAAAACGAGCAUGGAGUUACCUAUUCCUACCGUGCAAUGGUCUACAUCAGAGUGAGGCGUAUUGCGCCAAAGUUUAAUCUGCAAAUGCCCAAUGAUGUAAAGAUCAUGCCUGGCAGUGACCUCAACCUGACCUGCGUGGCCGUCGGCUCCCCGAUGCCGUAUGUCAAGUGGCGCCAGGGCGCUAAAGAUCUGACUUCGGAAGACGAAGCCCCCAUCGGAAGGAACGUGCUGAUCCUGACGGACGUCAGGGAGUCUGCCAACUACACGUGCGAGGCUUCUUCGGACCUCGGCAACAUCGAGCACAUGACUCAAGUCAUCGUUGAAGUGCUCCCCCAGGCCCCAACUCGCCUGGCCAUCCACGAGAAGACGCCUUCCUCGGUGAUGCUGCGCUGGGAGGGUGACAUGAACUCCGUGGAGCCCAUCCGGUCAUACAUCAUAGAGUACCAGAUCGUCAACAAGGGCAAAGGGGGCGAGUACAAGAGGUCUGACGUUAUGGAGCUGAAGACUGGAGGCACCCGGCCCUUCUACCAGGUGACCAACCUCAAGCCGUACACCACCUAUAUAUUCAAGGUCAUUGCUGAGAAUAGUGUUGGCCGGAGUCGACCCAGCAAUGCUGAGGAGGCCACCACCGCUGAAAUAGCUCCAGGCUCGCCACCAGAAAACGUCAUAGCACGUGCGAUUUCUGCUACCGAUGUCAGCGUCACGUGGGAUGAGCCGACUACGCCCAAUGGUGUCAUUCAGGGUUACAAAGUCUUUUACACGCUGAAACCCGAGGACCCCGUUUUCUUUUGGGAUAAUAUCGAGACGAAGAACGGCCGCUCUGCAACCAUCUCCAAACUCAAGCCCAACGUGACGUACGCCAUCUCGGUCUUGGCCUUCUCCAGCGUCGGCCAGGGUCCCCUUUCUAGAGCAGUCCAGGUGCUGACCGCUGAAGGGGCAAAUAGAGGUCGAAAUGUGCAUGUUCUGCCUACCAAAUUCCCACAACCUAUCUUUGACGUUCCAUAUCAGCCAUUGAACUUGAGGGCCAAGGCCAUUUCUCCUACCGUCAUUGACCUUUCCUGGGACUCACCCCAAGAGUCGGACUUCAUCAAGAGCUAUGAACUCUACUACAACGAUUCACACUCGCGACAGACCACCCGAGUGACGCUCGACCCCCCAGUCCAAAACUACAGAAUCACUAACCUCAUCCCAGACACCGUCUAUCACAUUCAGGUGUCCGCCAAGUCGUCAAAGGGUGAAGGCCCCAAAACGCCCACCAUUCAAGUCCAAACCCCAGCAUACAAACCAGAAGCGCCUCCUGAAAACGUCACUGGAAAAACAGUCAGCGAAAAGGAGAUUCAGGUGUCAUGGAUGCCUCCGAAGCCUCAUAAACAAAAUGGCAAAAUUUUAGGGUAUAAGGUGUUUGUUCAGGAGAACAACCUCAAGAGUGACCGGGAGCCAAUUAUGAGGCAGGUAUCCGGGGACGAGAAGUCUGCCAAUGUGAAGGAUCUCAAGACUUGGACUGACUAUAAAGUUUGGGUCUCUGCCUUCACUGCUGUCGGCGACGGCCCUAGCUCAACACCCAUCAUCGUCAAGACUGAUGAGGAUGUACCAGGCAAGCCUAAGAAAGUCAGAGUUGAAGCUGCCAACUCCACUUCCAUCAUGGUUGAAUGGGAUCCACCUGGUGCCAAGGAACAAAAUGGAUUAAUUAGAGGCUAUCAGGUUCAUUAUAUUGAAAUCAACAGUAACGAUGAACCUGUGCCAGGGGCCAGAGAGCAGCGGCAACAGUUUUACUCUGAGAAGCAAACGUACGCUCCCAUCACGGGUCUCAAGCCAGAGACAAGGUACCUGGUUCAGGUGUCUGCCUUCACAAGGAAAGGAGACGGUGUCCGUAGUGACCCCAGGAUCAUCACUACCAAGGGAGCGGUUCCUUCCAAACCUAGAAACCUCCAUGUUGACCUAGUGCAGGAAGAGCCGCCUAGUAUUAAAGCUACGUGGCAGCGGCCAGAGGAGACCAAUGGCGACAUCAAGAAUUACAAGAUAAUUUGGGGCCCACAAGGAGAGCGCUACGAGGAGAUAAUCCUUAACCCCGACAUCUACUCCUACAUGACUAACACCCUAGUGAAAGGAAUAACGUAUGAGUUCCGAGUGUCGGCCAGAAAUGAUGUCGACUAUGGGGAAAGAGCAGUGGCCACGCUUGUUACACCUGAUGGAGCUCCGACUGGGCCACCUCAGAAUUUUACAGCUACAGGCCUCACUGAGACGGCAGUGCGUUUGACUUGGGAUUUGCCUGUCAGGAAUUUCCGCAAUGGGGACAUACUCAUGUACCAGAUCACAUAUCACAAACUAUCUGACUCCACCGCUGAAGAGGACAUGAAUGUUACAUCAGACACAUUUAAAGAUCUAACCAAUCUUGAUAUGAACACAGACUACAGCUUUAAAAUCAGAGCAUACACCAGCAAGGGCUCUGGCCCAUGGAGCAACAGACUGCAUUUCAGAACUUUUGGCAAAAUGCCCCCUGCACCCAAAAACAUCAAAGUUCGUAAAACUUCUGAGACUUCAUUACAAGUGACUUGGGAUGAGCCAGAUGUCCCAGUUUCAGGCUAUAAAAUUUUCUACCAAACUUUCUACACCCCAAAGAUGUACAGCUGGGAACAAAUGGAAGUUGGCCCAUACAUAACAGCAGAAAUCACAAACCUGCAGCCUUUCACAGUCUAUGCUGUGCGCAUGCAAGCCAAGUCUGUGGAUGGUCGCUAUGGCAACAUUUCAGACUUCAUCACCUCAGAUGCUAAAGAUAUAAUUCGUGAUGACACUGUUCAGAAGUUGAGAGUAACACAGAGACUAACCAACCUGAUCAAGCUGUCAUGGGAGAAACCUAAACUAAAUGAUGUCGCUAACUACAAGUUGAUGUUCAGGGGAAUCAAAUCCUACAGGGAGGGUGGCUCUAUCCAGCAUAUUGUGGACAAUGUGACAGAAGUGACCAUUCCUGCUCUUGUGUCUCCCACGUACACCAUCCAAAACCUGAGGCCUAAAACCAAGCUAGAGUUUAAUAUCUCUGCAAUCUUUCGAGAUGGCAAAGAAGGAGGUCAACAACAGCUGGUCACUGAGACUUUAAUAGAUGCUCCCCCUAGAGUUGAUCGACCUGCGGUGAAGCAGAUCAAGUCCCAAAUGCAAGUGAUUUUGAUGCUGAAUCGAGCUUCAGAAAGAAACGGACCAAUUAGCCAUUAUCUAGUAAUUGUUGUUCCUUCAAAGUCUGGAAGCACUAAACAGCCUGCAGACUAUACCAUGGAAGAGAUUUCAACUGAUAAGGUCAGCCCAGAUCUGCCAGCAACUAGUCCCUAUAUUGCAGCCAGGUUUGAAUCUCAGUCAUUGCCCCUUGAAUUCACCCUGGGCAAUGGUCAGGAGUAUGGUUCAUUUUCUAACAGGAUACUACAAGCCAAUGAAAAGUACAAGGUCUUCCUGAGAGCAUAUUCUGUUGACCCACGCCUGUACACAUCCAGUGACUUCAGCACUGAGAUCGUCUUUACCAACCAGCCCCACCCGAAACCUGACCCAGAUUCAGGUCCGGACAACCCUAGGAGCUAUGAGAAUGAUACCCCCAAGGAUUUUGAUGCUGAUGCCAGUGCCCUGUUGACCAUUGUUGCCCCAACUUGCGCUGGAGCUGUGAUUGUGAUCAUUGCUUGUGCUGUCAUCUGUUUCCUCUUGAUGAGGCCUUCUCAAAAUUAUAACGCUAUUGAAUCCAGGAAGAAGGGCAAGUCCAAAGGUGAGCUGCUGGAGCCAGAGGCCAAGGCUCUGAUGAUCGAGCCAGCGCCUUAUUCAAUUGACCCAGUGGAAAUGAGGAGACAGCACUAUCAGACUCCAGCUAUGAUAAGUCAUCCACCUAUUCCCAUUGAGAGACUUGCAGAGCAUAUUGACAACCUGAAGGCCAGUGACAACUUUAAGUUCUCUCAGGAGUAUGAGAGCAUUGAGCCUGGUCAGCAGUUUACUUGGGACAACUCCAACCUAGAGGUCAACAAGCCCAAGAACCGCUACGCCAAUGUCAUAGCUUAUGAUCACUCCAGGGUCAUCCUGCAACCAAUGGAAGGUGUGCCAGGUAGUGAUUACAUUAAUGCCAACUACAUGGAUGGCUACAGGAAGCAGAACGCGUACAUAGCCACUCAGGGUCCAUUACCUGAAACUUUUGGAGAUUUCUGGAGAAUGGUUUGGGAGCAGCGGUCAGCCACUAUUGUUAUGAUGACUAAACUUGAAGAACGUUCAAGGAUCAAAUGUGAUCAGUACUGGCCAUCACGAGGGGCUGAAACUUAUGGCUUGAUGCACAUACAGCUGGUGGAUGUGACUGAACUAGCAACUUACACCAUUAGAACUUUCCACAUGUCUAGGUAUGGUAUCUCUGAGAAGCGGGAAGUUCGACAGUUCCAGUUCACUGCUUGGCCAGACCACGGUGUACCAGACCAUCCUACUCCACUGCUCAUGUUCAUGAGACGAGUAAAGGCCAGUAACCCACCAGAUGCUGGAUCAAUCAUUGUUCACUGCAGUGCUGGAGUUGGGCGAACUGGUGCUUUUAUUGUAAUCGAUGCCAUGCUGGAAAGGAUUAAGCAUGAAAUGACUGUGGACAUCUACGGCCAUGUCACAUGUCUACGGGCCCAGCGCAACUACAUGGUGCAGACAGAGGACCAAUACAUCUUCAUCCAUGAUGCCCUGCUGGAAGCUGUCCAAUGUGGUAACACAGAAGUCCCCGCUAGAAAUCUAGCGGCACAUAUACAGAAGUUGACUGCCCCUGAGCCUGGUCAGGCCAUCACUGGAAUGGAACUAGAGUUUAAGAGAUUGGCCAAUGUCAAAGCCAGCCCCAACCGAUUUGUCAGUGCUAACUUGGCAGUGAACAAAUUCAAGAACAGACUUGUGAAUAUAUUACCAUAUGAGACAACUCGGGUCUGUUUGCAGCCCAUACGUGGAGUCGAUGGAUCAGACUAUAUCAAUGCAAGCUUUAUUGAUGGUUAUCGCUACAAGAAGGCCUACAUAGCAACACAAGGACCAUUGGCUGAAACAACAGAAGACUUCUGGAGGAUGCUAUGGGAGCAUAACUCUACUAUUAUUGUCAUGUUAACCAAGCUUAGAGAAAUGGGAAGAGAGAAAUGCCAUCAGUAUUGGCCCAGUGAGAGAUCUGCCAGGUACCAGUACUUUGUUGUGGACCCAAUGACAGAGUACAACAUGCCUCAGUACAUACUUAGAGAGUUCAAGGUCACAGAUGCCAGGGAUGGCCAAUCCAGGACGAUUCGACAGUUCCAGUUUACUGACUGGCCUGAACAAGGUGUACCUAAGUCUGGCGAAGGGUUUAUUGACUUUAUUGGCCAGGUACACAAAACUAAAGAACAGUUUGGCCAGGAAGGUCCUAUUUCAGUGCACUGCAGUGCUGGAGUCGGACGUACUGGUGUGUUCAUUACUUUGAGUAUUGUUCUGGAAAGGAUGAGAUAUGAAGGAGUAGUGGACAUGUUCCAGACUGUCAAGAUGUUAAGGACACAGCGACCAGCUAUGGUCCAGACUGAGGAUCAGUUUCAAUUCUGCUAUCGGGCAGCCCUGGAGUACCUUGGCUCCUUUGACCAUUAUGCCAACUGAAAUCAUAACCUGCAUGAAGAAUCCUUGAGCCCUGGAACCAAAAGAGAAGGAAAAAUUCACAAUUUUGUGUUACAUUGGCUCCAGAUUCUAAUUGUAUCAACAACUUUUGUGUUACAUUGGCUCCAGAUUCUAAUUGUAUCAACAAUUUUUGGUUUGUCAUCACUAUCAAGUUUAUAAAGUCCUCAGCUUAUCAAAAGUAUUUCUUGAUUUUUUGUCUCAUACAUGGACUGUAUAAAAAUAUAUGAAUUAUGAGAAAAUGGAAAUGGCUCAACAUCAUAUUUCUGAACAUUUCAAUUCAUGUGUGACAUAGUUUGCUGCAAUGUUUCAACUCAUGUGAUGUGUAGGUCACUCCAAAUUUUUAAUGUGACUUGCAUCACUGUGACAUUUCUAUUCAAAUGGGAUGUAGGUCACCGUGACAGUUUCUGUGGAAUUAAUUUCAUUAUUUGGAUAUUUUUUUAUAUCACGCUGGAUAUUGAAUGAUGAAUGAAGAACAAGAUUACUAUACAUUUGUACAAUGUGAUUAGAAGCAACUUUGUUGAAAUACAAAACAAACUUGUUCUACGUUUAUGGAUAAUUAUUCCACAAAAGUUGUUUUAGUAAAGGAUAUAUUUUGAAAAGUGAAAAAAAGGGAUUUUAAUCUUGGUUCAAUGACUUUUAUUCUUUAGUUGUCUAUAUUGUGGAAAUGGAAUUCAUUUUGACCAUUUGUUUGCAAUGUGUCUGUGCAUUCACUAGUAUGGGAUACAAAGGUAUAUAUACCAAGUAUUACUUUAUCAGCAGUGUCACCCCUUAAGACCAACAGAACUCAAGUGGAUGUACAUUUAUGUUUUCAUUAUCAUUACUAUCAACUCUAGGAAAGAAGUGUAGAAAGCAACAAAGUGUUUUCUCUAUUGUUUCCUUAAACAGGAGGAAUGCAUAUUUUGUAAAGUAUGCUUCACUUUAUCAAUCUUGGAUAAUGGAUGAGUUACAGCAUAUGUCCAAUGCCUGGAUUCAAUGGAUAACUAGACACCAAGAGCAAAACAAGUUGUGGAUAUAAGACAAUUGGGAUUGAAUUGCUGGACUAUUCACUAUUUGUAGAAUAAGUUGUGAAAUAGACCAAAAGUUGAUGUUGACUGCAAGCAGUAGUGAGACAAACUAUUCGUCACACUAUUUGCUUGAAUACUGUGUGACAGUACAAGGCUAGACUUGGUUUGUAGUUGCCACUCUUUUUGAUUUCUCUCCUGAGAAUGUUUUCUCCUGUACAUUUUUACUUUUGAUUUUCUGUGUUUUCAUUUCUUUCUAUGAUGUCCUGCAUAGUCUCCCCUGGACACACCAACAGAGUUGCAGAUGUAGUAGUCUCAUUUGCAGACACUUUAUGACCACUUGAGUGGGUCAACACAGUGCAAUGUUUUGUGAAAUAAAAGUUUGUUGUUUUCUGAAAUCUUCAUAUUUAGAAACACAUUUGUUUAUGUCAGUUUUGCAUUUUGAGUUUAUUUUAAUCUUGAUAUUUGCAUCUGUUAUAAGCAUGAAUUUAUAUAUUGAGAGAUAUGUCUGAAUCUUUUUUUUUCUAAAGAUCAACUUUUUUUAAAAAUUUAAAUCAAAAUGUAACAAAAUCUGUUCACAUCAAAAUUUAAAAACCAAAAAAUGGCAACUAAUACUUCAAAAAUAUAAAUACAAGAAAUUUUGUUUAUAUAUUAUAUCAAAUUUAAUAUUAUUGCUGAUGUAUCAGUGGUUUAGAAAAAUCCAUCUUAUUAUCUUAAAUACAAUUGAUUUUAUACAGGUAGUUUCAAAUUGCCUCAACUACAAAACCUUUCAAGAGAAGGCCUAGUAAUGUGUUGCAUCAUACAAAAAACAAAACAAAGUUCUUAGCACUAACUGGCUGUUUUAAGAUUGAACUAUCUCUCUCUGUUUUGAUACGUGUGUGUCUGUCAGAAUGUUACUAUGACAUGUUAACACAAGAAAGUGUUCACCCAAAGAUAUAAACAUUCAUUCACUCAUUCAUUUGUAAUUGAGUCACUUUGUCUAUGAUUCUCCUCAAUGGAUACACUGAUGUAACAAACUAAUCUCACAAAUACAAAGUCUUUAUUUUAUUGUUUCUCUUCUUGGUUUUGAACUGUAUGAAUAAUACAUUGUAUCAGUCUUUAUAUUUAGGCAUACACAAUUGGAAAACUCUUUUAGAAAGUGAACUAACACAAGAGCAGAACAUAUUGUCCAAAUUUGUUCAUCCUAUUUGAAUAUUGUAAAUCAGUUUGGGUUAACAGUGUCUACACUUGCAGUUGUCAAGUCGUUGAAUUCUUGUCAUAUAUUUAUUAGUCGCCAUCUUCAAUAUUUUAAAAAAGUAAUUAUUUAGUUCAGAUAUUCAAGCCUUUGUUGAAGUUUCCUAUUUCAGUUGAGCAGUAUUUCAUUAUAAUAUUUUGUUCAAUCACUUUCAUUCAAUGUUUCUACGGUGCAGUGUUUCAACUUCAGCUUUGUUUGGGUCAAAGGUGAUAAGGUUAUAGGUUACCCACUUAUGACACCAUUUCUGAGCUGUGUUUCUGUCCGUAUAUAUAUAUAUACAUAUUUAUUUCUAAUAUAUAUAUAUAUGAAUACUUACAUAUUACAUUUGUACUAUUCAAUCUGACAUCACACGUGUAUUAUGUUUCCGUCUCGGAAUUUGUGUGAGCACUGACCUGUAAGCCAAAGCAAAAGAAACUCAAAGGGAAGUUGCUUUGUUGUCUCAGAACUUGCCGUCAAAUGCAGAACCUAAUCCAAGAAUUGCAAUGCAAUCUUUUUUGACAAAUAGUCUUGUAAGUUUGUACAUUGAAUUCUGUACUGAUUUCUUUUUUUUUUUUGAAUGAUCAACAUAUGCUGGUCAAGUCAUGCCCAUAAUUUCAUCAUGUUUUUUUUUUGUAUUCUUUUCUCAUCUUGACAUUGUCAUCAGUUUUAGAUUUUUGAGUGUUGCAGUGUGUGGAUAUUUUGUUAACAUUGCAGCGCUAUAUCCAAUAUUGGUUAUCAAUAUCUUACACUAAAGAGAAUCUUAAUUUGUAUCAGUUUUCCUGGUCAGUUGUUUCGUACUAGGCAUUCAGUCAUAUUGACCAAACUACUAGUUUUAUUGUGACUUUCUUGUUCAUUAGAAGCUUUUUUUUUUUAAUAUCAUAAUUAUUGUAGAUUUCGUCUAAGAAAAUCAAAAUAUUCAGAAACAUUUUUUGUUUAUGUCCAAGACCAUCCCUCAUUCUGUGCUAAAAUAUGUCUGUAUCAUAUGGCUGUCAAUAAAAAUCUCAUGCAUUUGGUUUUACAAGUAUAUAAGACCAUCUUCUUUGGCCAUCUCCCCCCCCCCACCCCUCACCCUCCAACAAUUGAAAACUGUUAUAUUGAUUUUUUUUUUGUAUUAUACUCUUUAUUGUUGUUAUCAUUAUUUACCAGUACAUUCAAUAACAAACCUCUGACCUUUAUGCUUUUUAUGUUUCUCUUAAAGUUAAAAUGUAAUCAAUUAACUUCAUUAUGUUAAUGGAAAGGGUCACAUCCAAACUAAGGGUCAACAAGCCUGUGGGUCCCCAUUCAUUGUUUUGUAUUUAAUGUACAGCUGGGCAUAGCAGGGAGGGGGGGAAGACAAAUGUACUCUACGUCAUAGAAUGUGAACCUAAAUUUACAUCUGGAACUAAAGAUUUCUGUGGUUGAGGUGUAGCACAAAUUAAGGGAUAGGCUUAAGACUGUGGGUCAUUGAACUCAAUUGUUAUAUCUCUCUACAGUUUAUAUGCUCUUCCCUGUCAUCUAAUUGUGUGACUAUCAAAUUAAAUUUUUAGUUGAUAAUGAACUUUAGCUUAUUUCUAUUCAAAGUUUAAAUUCUUGAUGGACUCCAUUUGAAAACUGUUUCUUCUGUAGUGGUCUCACAUUUUUAGGAAAAGAUCUUUGACCUAAAUCAGACUAUUACCUCAGAAUCAGAAACCUGAGUCUAAAAUUAGACUAUUACUUCAGAAUCAGAAACCAGAGUCUAAAAUCAGACUAUUACUUCAGAAUCAGAAACCAGAGUCUAAAAUCAGACUAUUACUUCAGAAUCAGAAACCUGAGUCUAAAAUCAGUCUUACUGUUGAGUACUUGUUGUAGCCAACUGAAUAUUUAUUUCUUGAAAUUUAUUUUUUUUCAAAUGCUAGAAUGUGAUGAAUAUUCAGCAUUUAAUGAUUUUUUUCAUGAUGAACUGGUUUAAACAUUUUAAUAUUUAUCACAUCACAAAAUUUAGGUGUGACCAGGUUUUUUGUUCAAUUUUGUUAUCGCCAGUUUGUGAUUAGUUGAAGAUUGUUCCGUUAAUAAAUCAAAAUGUAUGGAGUCAAGUGGAUUCUUUACAAAUGUUCUACUUUUCAUUCACAGUCAGAAUGUAUUGUAGUGACUUUUUGUUUUUAAUUUUUUUUUAUAAAAUUCAUCGUAUCUGUUAAAUUUAUGGCUUCAAUUUGAACUAGUUACUGUAAUCUAUACUCUAAUAGUCCAUCAGUCCUUAGUCUUCAUUUAUGGUAAUGUUCGUUGAUGAUUUAGCUGAUCUUGAAAUCUGGCCAUCCGUUUAUUGUUUGUUUGUUUUUUUACAUAAAUAUAUGAACUUGAAAGUUCACCCUGACACACAAGUAAAUGAAACCAAAUGGAUGUUGUCAUUUUUUUUUUCAAAUACAUCUACCAUAAGGGUGUGAGAUUUCUAAUGUGCGAUUGUUGCGUUUUCAGCUUAUAUUUAUUCUGGACAUGCAUCACCCCAUUCGAUCGUUAUAUAUGUGGUCUCAGCUAUUUAUAGACAUCUUCAUUUAUUAACUUCUUACAAAAUAUUACUGUACAGUUCAACUUGAACUAUGUGUAUUCUAGUGUUGUACGAAACAUCUCUAAAGGCCAGUCCACAGCCAGUCACUAAGAUACACUUGUCAAUUAUCAGUAAACGAAACAUUGAACUUUAGUAUCUUCCACCCGUUACUUAUAAUAAAAAAAAAGUGAUAAAAAAAUUAUUUAAUCACAACUUUUAAAAAAUAAGAUUUUUAUUUUUUAUUCUUGGAUCCUGAAUACUAUUUAAACAUUCUUAAUUUAGGGUUAGGGUUUAUUUAAUUUACUUAUGGCAGUAUCCUUAUGAUUGGUAGACUUGGCCUAAUGAGACUAUUAUUCUUGACAUUGUCAUCCUAUUAAUGUUGCCAGUAUUGGAAAAGUCAGUGACUAACUUUGUAUGUAAAAACAAAAACAUUACAAAAAAAAAAAAAAGACCAAGUUCAGUGUUUCAUUAAUGAGCUCAAAAAGUUUUGAACCAAUUAAUUUCUCAUUAAUUUCUUCACCCAAUGAACAUGUGAGUGAGAGUGGACAGACUAUUCUCAAUAAAACAUUUUGACAGACA
This is a messenger RNA of Biomphalaria glabrata, 13034 nucleotides long. RefSeq names its product tyrosine-protein phosphatase Lar-like. Gene Ontology annotation, molecular function: protein binding; protein tyrosine phosphatase activity. The transcript is spliced from 41 exons. The record is from RefSeq and is a predicted model, not a curated record. The coding region runs from base 1439 to 7723 and encodes 2094 amino acids. Gene Ontology annotation, biological process: protein dephosphorylation. NCBI's taxonomy places the organism in Eukaryota, Metazoa, Mollusca, Gastropoda, Planorbidae.